AGUAACUAUCUUGCUCUGAACACGCUGCCGUGUGUCUAUUUACGUAAAUUAUACAUAUUGCUCACUGCCCGUUUGGGAAAACAAAUUACUAAAAUAAAUUUUUAAAAGCCAUUUAAUUAAGCAUUGACACACCUUUUUAAAUUACUUUAAGCAGUCAUUUGUUGUCACCAUGGAGCGACAGUCGAGAUGCAAUUGCUUUGGAAAUAUACCAGAUAAGGAUAUUGAAAAAUGUACCGAUCUGGACGCAACACGUGAUUUUACGAUUAAAAGAGGAAAAAUGAGCUUAAUCAAACAAUACUUGAUAGAUUAUACCGCAAACUCUAAUCUUCAUGGUUUAAAAUAUGUUGGAGAAAAGGAACGAACUACAGUAGAAAAGGCUUUCUGGCUUCUUAUGUUCACUUGCAGUAUUGUAUUCUGUUCUAGUCUUAUACAUAAAUUGUGGAUGAAGUGGAAUGAUAGUCCUGUUAUUGUAACCUUUGCAGAGACAUCUACACCAGUGUGGCAAAUCCCCUACCCAGCUGUAACAUUAUGUGCUGAAAUGAAAGUCAAACAAACAUCAUUCAACUAUACAGAAUAUUAUAAUUUAAAAAGAAAACCCACUAAUGUAGAAGAGGCACAUUUAUUUGAAGACCUAACUAUGAUAUGCAAUAAAAUCGUUGAUCCAUGGACACAUGGAAGAAAUUUUACACUUGGCAAUGAAACAGUCAAAAAUAUUAAAAAGGUGUCACCGAGUCUGAAGGAUAUAUUUACGACAAUUACGUGGAAAGACAAACUUUGUCCAGACUUAAAUUUAUUUUUACCAAUACUAACAGAAGAAGGUUAUUGCUACACAUUUAACACCAUCAGUGCCAACCAAUUACUGCGGAUUGAAAACUUAAACACUGAUUAUAAUUAUUUGAAGUCUUCAAAUGAAAAGCAGACGUGGACCUUAGAAAAUGGAUAUCCUCCAAACACACCAUUUGAAACUUACCCACACAGGGGGACUGGCUACGGAGACAAUGCUGGACUAUCUCUUUUACUACAGGCAAAAAAAAAAGAUUUUGAUUAUCUUUGCAGUGGACCAAUACAAGGUUUUAAGAUACUACUACACAAUCCAGCCGAUUUUCCGCGAUUGUCUCAGCAAUAUUUAAGUAUUUCACUUGGUCGAAAUGUAAUCAUCGCUGUAAAACCGAAAAUGAUGACAACUUCUGAAGGACUUAAAUCUUAUAAUCCCAGAAGACGACAGUGUUUUUUUUCAAGUGAACGCUACCUAAGAUUUUUUAAAGUUUACACGCAAGUAAAUUGUGAAACUGAAUGCUUAACAAAUUUUACUUAUGUGAGAUGCGGUUGCGUCCACUUCGGUAUGCCACAUGGUCCAGAAAUGCGAGUGUGCUCUGUAGGUAAACUAGAUUGCAUAAUUCGUGCCCGAAUGGAUUUAGUAACAGUCGAAGUUCAAAGUAAUUUGGAAGAAGCCGCAAAUACCGACGACUCUAUGGGCGAGGCUCGCCGCGUAGCCACAAAUUGCAAAUGUCUACCCGCUUGUACUUCUAUAGAGUAUGAAGCUGAAAUAUCACAAGGUGAUUUCAAUGCUGAAGCCCUCUAUAGAGCUCUUAAUUACCCACUUGUUGAAGACAUUGUAAGUACUCUCCAUACCCAAACAAAGAUUUUUUUCAAAGAAGCACAAUUUAAUGAAGUACGCCGCUCCGAGCUCUAUGGCCAAACAGACUUCCUUGCGAACUGUGGAGGUUUACUUGGACUCUUUUUGGGUUUUUCUAUUCUCAGUAUCGUUGAAAUUAUAUACUUUCUUACACUCAGAAUAUGUUGUAUCCUGUGGAGGCGUCGUCAAAAUAGUAAAAUAUAAUUUUCUCAAGAUAGAUGUUGUUUUACAAACAAGUCAUAUAACUUAAGAUGUCUACAAUUAUAUUACCUUUUUCAAAUUCUUAUCUAAGCUAUUAAUGUAAUAAAUUAUUAAUUAGCUUUUGUCGAGACUGUAUUUUAAAAAAGUUUUGAUUUUAAGUAUAUCUUAGCAUAUUGUUAUGUAUAUAAUCCAAAAAAUUGCAGUCUAAAAUUAAGUUCUAUAAAUUUAUAAAACUUGUAUUAAAUAUUAAAAUUUACUUUACAAUAAAUAUUGAAAAAUUUGCAAAAUAAUAUUCUCAAUGUAGUUAACCUAUAUAUUUUUAAAAAAUAAGGUAUAUAUAUAUUUGCAAUUAACUUGUAUAUAUAUUAGCAAAUUUCAGCUAUUGCGUUAUUUACUUGGAAUUUGGUUUUUGGGUGUAAAUUGAAAAAAAACACGUU
This is a messenger RNA of Melitaea cinxia (Glanville fritillary), 2274 nucleotides long. RefSeq names its product pickpocket protein 28-like. Lineage: Eukaryota; Metazoa; Arthropoda; Insecta; Lepidoptera; Nymphalidae. Gene Ontology annotation, molecular function: ligand-gated sodium channel activity. Gene Ontology annotation, cellular component: membrane. Gene Ontology annotation, biological process: sodium ion transmembrane transport. The record is from RefSeq and is a predicted model, not a curated record. The transcript is spliced from 14 exons. Bases 170 to 1840 code for a protein of 556 amino acids.